GUGCUGACCCCAGCCCAGAUCAAAUCAAUUUGUCAGGCCAUCCUGGACUCUGGGAAACAGUAUGCCAUGAAAAAGAGGAAGCCAUUCCCACUGAUGUAUUCUUACUAUGGAACCGAAUACUUGGGAGCAGCUCAUGGCCUAUCGUCCAUCCUCCAGAUGCUUCUUUCUUACCAUGAGCACCUCAAGCCCUCGGACCAGGAGCUGGUGUGGCAGAGCGUGGACUUCCUUAUGGAGCAGGAACAGAACUGCAACUGGCCCCCUGAACUCGGCGAGGCCAUUGAGAGGGAGAAUGAGCUGGUGCACUGGUGCCACGGCGCCCCAGGAAUUGCCUAUCUGUUUGCCAAAGCUUAUCUGGUUUCCAAGAAACCACAGUACCUGGACACAUGUAUCCGGUGUGGGGAACUCACAUGGCAAAAGGGCUUGCUAAAGAAGGGCCCAGGGAUCUGCCACGGGGUGGCUGGCAGUGCCUAUGUCUUCCUGCUGCUCUACCGGCUCACCGGAAACUCUAAAUACAUCUACCGAGCCCAAAGGUUUGCUGAAUUUUUAUUUACGGAGGAAUUCAAGGCUGGUUCCCGGGUCCUUGAAAGUAUAUACAGCUUGUAUGAAGGCUUCUCUGGGACCGUGUGCUUUCUGAUCGAUCUGCUGCAGCCCAAUCAGGCUGAGUUCCCUCUCUUCAGCGUCUUUGUUUAGAAGGCUCCAUGUUCCAUCAUGGCCCUGCAGAAGGUUCGCGAGAUUUCCUGAGCCUACUACCUGAGGCAGUUUCCACAUAAGCCACAUUCAAUGGUAUCACAACCAUGAGCCUUAACAUUGCCGCCAGAAGGAAGGAAGGGAGCAGGCAGGUGAAGAAGGCAACAUGAUUCCAGGUUGAAGGGAGAACAGUGUGAGAACAUGCAAACAUAAAGACACCACAACUCUUCUAAAACCCUUAGGGAUGGAACAGUUCAGGAAAUGGAUGCGACACCAAAGAUCAGAGGAAAAAAUCAUCUGUCUCCUUAAACCAACAUUGAGAUGUGGAUUAUGGCAAUGAAAUGCUAAAAAUACUUUUGCAAUUGGAAAGAGAAUUUGACCACUUGUGGGUGCCCUCCACCCCUAAAUUCAGAAAUAAAGACUAUCAGAAAACUAAA
Messenger RNA from Capra hircus (goat), 1124 nucleotides. RefSeq names its product lanC-like protein 3. The transcript has 4 exons. NCBI's taxonomy places the organism in Eukaryota, Metazoa, Chordata, Mammalia, Artiodactyla, Bovidae. The record is from RefSeq and is a predicted model, not a curated record. The annotation marks the transcript as partial. Gene Ontology annotation, biological process: peptide modification; carbohydrate metabolic process. Gene Ontology annotation, cellular component: plasma membrane.